Messenger RNA from Acanthosepion pharaonis, 462 nucleotides. The record is from the annotation of a GenBank genome assembly. Lineage: Eukaryota; Metazoa; Mollusca; Cephalopoda; Sepiida; Sepiidae.
AUGCCGCUCAAUCGGUUUAAACUCUCUGUAGUUGUCACAACGUUGAAAUCCUCACUUGUGAGAACCUCGGAACUGGCGUCUCAAUUCUUUUCGUUCGAACUCUCCCAUUCUAUUCCUAUAUUUUUAUCUCUCUAUCUAUCCAUGUCAGUUCCUCCCUAUCUAUGUAUAUCAAUUCUUUCAUAUCUAUCUAUCUAUCUAUCUAUCUAUCUAUCUCAGUUCAUUCAAAUAAUUCUUUAUGUGUUCAUUCUUAUCUAUCUAUCCAUUAGUUCUUUCAAAUUCAUCUAUAUCAGUUCGUUCGCAUAUAUUCUAUUCUAUUCUAUUCUGUUUGCAAAACUGUAUCAUGGUUCCGUUCAAACAUUUGCACGUGACCACCGCAAGGCAGCCAAUCGUCAAACUUUACCCGUUUCAUUCGUCAUGCCGACGCGUGACCUGAGUUGGGGCUAUAAAACAAAAACAAUCUGA